AUGGCAUGCAACGAACGCGGAGGGUCGCGAGCAGGCAGUUCUAGUCAAGAGGAUGCCUCUUCUGUACCUCACUCCACAAGGGAUUCAUUCUGGACGCCCCUUAUGCGUGCUGCUGCGGAAGGAAAUGCUGGGACCGUCCGGAUGCUGCUUGAAGCGGAAGUCCGUACCGGCCGGCGCAAUAGACAGGGGAUGACGGCCCUCAUGCACGCGGCCCAGCGGGGACACGUUGAUCCUAUUAGGCUGCUUUUUGAGAAGGAGGGUGGCAUCAAAGACAAGAACGGUUGGACCGCGCUUAUGCACGCAGCGUACAACAAUCACCCUGAGGUGGUUGAAAUUCUCGUCCCUCACGAUCGUGGGGAGAAGGACAAGAACGGCCGCACUGCUCUGAUGAUGGCCGCAGAGAGGGGCCACACAGAGAUCGCCUCCUUCUUGGCCCUACACGAGGGGGGCCUGGCCGACAGCAGAGGCCGCACGGCCCUGAUGAUCGCCGCACAGAAGGGGAAUCUUGAGAUUGUCAGGGCCCUUGUCGAGCACGAGAGGGGCCUGAAGGAUAACAACGGCUGCACGGCUCUUUCCUGUGCAGCCCGAGCCGGCCACCGCGAUGUCGCAAUGCUCCUCAUGGCACACGAGAAGGACUUUAUGGAGUGGACGAUGCUCAUGUGUGCCGCGGCCCUCGGAGACACGGACCUGGCAUUCCGGCACCUCGAUGAGAAGGGCCAGAGGGACAAGCGGGGCCAGACAGCCCUCAUCAUCGCCGCCCAGAAUGGAAGGGACGAGGCUGUGGAGCUCCCAAUAGGGUACGAGAGCGAUGUAUCAGGAUGGACAGACCUUAUCUACUCUGCAUACCUCGGGGACACGGAUGAAGUCAAGGAAAACAUUCACGAGAAGGGACGCACUGAUAUCAUUGGGAUGUCUGCUCUCAUGUGGGCUGCACACCAGGGCCACAAGGAAGUAGUGGAGUUCCUCCUCGAGCACGAGAGGGGCCUGAAGGACAGAGCUGGGAAAACAGCCCUCAUGCAUGCUGUUUCUGCAUUCAGUGAUACUUUCGAUGGACGAGCGGUUCCGACUGAUGCGUCAAUGGGUACCGGCCGCGGUAGUGUGGUUUCAGAGCGUUAUGAGGAUCGCCUACAGUGUAUCGAGCUACUUGGGGAGCAUGAAGCGCGUAUGCGGGAUAACAGUAGGAGGACAGCCCUUAUGAUAGCAGCGGAGUGUGGCCACGGGGGAUACGUCAAGAAACUUCUAGAUAAGGAGAGGGGCAUGAGUGAUAGUAAUGGAUGGACUGCCCUCAUGAGGGAAGCAUCCAAUGGCCACACAGAGAUAGCAAGGCUCCUGGUGGAGAAGGAGGGGGGCAUGAAUAAUGGUAGUGGAUGGACAGCACUCAUGUUGGCAGCACGGAAUGGCCACACAGAGGUGGCGAGGCUCCUACUAGAGAAGGAGAAGGACAUGAAGAGUAAGUGGGGUAAUACUGCCCUCAGUAUAGUCAAGGGGUAUAACCACCCCUCUAUCAUCUCUCUCCUCUCAUAG
This is a messenger RNA of Giardia duodenalis, 1524 nucleotides long. RefSeq names its product Ankyrin repeat protein 1. NCBI's taxonomy places the organism in Eukaryota, Fornicata, Diplomonadida, Hexamitidae. The coding region runs from base 1 to 1524 and encodes 507 amino acids. The transcript has a single exon. Gene Ontology annotation, molecular function: protein binding. The record is from RefSeq and is a predicted model, not a curated record.